CUCGUAUGCCUACUAUUGCUUGCAUGAUGCAUAUGAUACGCCUGCACUACCUCUAUAUAUGUGGGUGGCAUUCAUAUCCCAGUAGACAUAGACCACAUGGCUUCAACGAUGGGUUUGAAGAAAGCUCUGCGUUGGCUGCCGCGUUCCUCUGCGAGCCGCCAGCUGGAGGAAGACGAAGACAACAACGAGAGGAAUGGGCUUCUGAGGAGCCACAGGGAUCAGACUCGGGUUGUGCCCGUGACGGAUCUCCAUGUCGAUGAGCAACCCAAGGCGUCGGCGGCAGCUGCUGCUCAUGUGGAGCCCAAGACUGUGGCCCUGAAGGUGUCGAUGCACUGCCAUGGCUGUGCGAGGAAGGUCGAGAAGCAGAUCUCCAAGCUCCACGGAGUUGUGUCCAUCAGAAUAGACCUGGGGAUGAAGACGGUGACCGUGGUUGGCAACGUUACCCCCAUGGAAGUCCUGGAAACCGUCUCCAAGGUGAUCAAGUACGCGCACAUUCUGCCGCCACCCUAGCGAUGCUCUUUCCCGGUCCACUGUGUGGUGAUCGCAUUUUUUUUUGAUGAAAACGAUGAGCACAUCCCUCUCCCCCCAUCCUCUUCUUAUAACGCUCAAUCUGUAUCCCGAAAACAGAAAAAUCCCCCCCAUCCUCUUCUUAUAACGCUCAAUCUGUAUCCCGAAAACAGAAAAAUCAUAAAAUAGAUUGUCAUUUGAGGAGCCACCCGUGUCCUCGGCUCCUUGCAA
Messenger RNA from Hordeum vulgare subsp. vulgare (domesticated barley), 738 nucleotides. RefSeq names its product protein SODIUM POTASSIUM ROOT DEFECTIVE 3-like. The transcript has 3 exons. Bases 97 to 510 code for a protein of 137 amino acids. Gene Ontology annotation, molecular function: metal ion binding. NCBI's taxonomy places the organism in Eukaryota, Viridiplantae, Streptophyta, Magnoliopsida, Poales, Poaceae. The record is from RefSeq and is a predicted model, not a curated record.